Molecule: messenger RNA, 1647 nt
Organism: Trichoderma virens Gv29-8
Lineage: Eukaryota; Fungi; Ascomycota; Sordariomycetes; Hypocreales; Hypocreaceae
Exons: 5
Coding region: 43-1647 (534 amino acids)
Biological process (GO): amino acid transmembrane transport
Cellular component (GO): membrane
Molecular function (GO): L-amino acid transmembrane transporter activity
Source: RefSeq, a predicted model, not a curated record
AUUCCUCUCCCUUCAGCUGGCGCAUCGAGCACGAGAACAAAGAUGGCCGCCAUCGAUUCACCAACUCAUUCGAAAAGCGAAGCAGUAUUCGGGUCCAACGAGAAUGGAACGAGGUUCUCCGAGACAGAAUUCAAGGAAGAGGUCGGGGGUUUGCAGUUCGACCAAUAUCUCACUGGAGGACUAGGUCGCCAUCUGGGCAUCUUCAGCACGACCUCUCUGAUUAUCGGACGAAUUAUUGGUACCGGAAUUUUCUCAACCCCCUCAUCGAUUGUCAAUGGCGUCGGAUCUUUGGGUGCCUCGAUGCUCCUGUGGGUGCUGGGACUCUUGCUGUCCGUAUCUGGGCUCUGUGUUUGGCUUGAGUUUGCUUGCAUGAUUCCCCGGAGCGGUGGCGAGAAGGUAUAUCUAGAGGCAGCAUAUCGUCGACCAAAAAUGUUGAUAACCACAAUAUUUGCGGUCCAGGCGAUUGCCCUUGGCUUCACCGCUUCUGGCUGCAUUGUGUUUGCAUCAAAUAUUUUGGUAGCAGCCAACAGGACAGUCACGGAAUGGGCAGAACGUGGCAUUGCGAUUGGAGUUAUCAUCUCCGUAACUCUGAUUCAUACAUUCGUUCCGAAGCUUGGCGUACACGGAAUGAACUUCUUUACCGUCUUGAAACUCGUUCUUCUCCUAUUUAUCGUUAUUACAGGAUGGGUGGUCCUUGGAGGAGGUGUUUCUCGAGUACCUGACCCUCACGCAAGUUUUCACGAUUCGUUUGCCGGGUCUGCCAAGUCCGGCAAUCCAUAUGCAACAGCACUGUUCAAAGUACUGAAUUCAUACGCAGGAUGGUCUAAUGCAAUGUACGUGCUUAACGAGGUGAAAGAUCCCGUUCGCACCAUCAAGAUUGCUGGUCCUCUGGGCCUCUCGACAUGUGGAAUUCUAUAUAUCCUUGCGAACGUGGCGUACUUUUCUGCGGCAACUCCCGCUGAAAUUGCGAAAAGCGGAACCACCGUCGCUUCUUUCUUUAUGAAGAAGGUAUUCGGGACUGCCGCUCAAAGGGCGCUUAGUGUUCUUGUAGCCCUCUCGGCGUACGGCAAUGUAUUGACAGUAACCUUUGCGCAGUCCCGAGUUAACCAGGAGCUUGCGAAAGAAGGUGUUAUCCCUUAUCCACGAUUCUGGGCUUCAUCAUGGCCGUUUGGUUCCCCAUCCGCCGGUUUGAUUCUGCAUUUUAUCCCUUCGUUUAUUGUCAUCGUUGCUAUACCAUUCGGAGACGCCUACAACUUCAUCCUCGAUGUAGAGGGUUACCCAGGAGCGGUAAUGAACUUCCUCGUAGUCACUGGUCUAUUUUAUCUCCGUUGGACAGAACCAAAAGCGCCACGACCAUUCAAAGUAUGGCUGCCCGUUGCAGCGUUCUUCAUGCUUGGGCAGGCAUUCCAGCUUAUAGCUCCAUUCCUGAGACCCCCAGGAGGAAAGGGUGAUACUAGUCUCCCAUAUUGGCUGUAUGCCAUCGUGGGUAUAUCGAUUUUGGCAGCGUCUGUUGUCUACUGGGCUAUCUGGUGGGUGGCAGCCCCCAAGUUAGGCGGAUAUACGCUGGAGCCGCGCAACGAGCCUCUUAAAGAUGGGACAAACGUAAUUGUUUAUCACCGCGUACCUAGGAAGUCCCGGGGGGCUUGA